This is a messenger RNA of Sphaeroforma arctica JP610, 927 nucleotides long. RefSeq lists its product as hypothetical. NCBI's taxonomy places the organism in Eukaryota, Ichthyosporea, Ichthyophonida. The transcript is spliced from 4 exons. The record is from RefSeq and is a predicted model, not a curated record. The annotation marks the transcript as partial.
GCGGAUUAUCAGAACUCCAGGCAGCUGAGCUGGCCAUUGAGCCGUUCAUCUCCAAAUGGUCCAGGGCUGCUGGUGGUGGGCUCGCACCCCUGAAUUUGGACACAGACACACUCCGCGAACUAUCCAACCCAUCCUCAGCCAGCCUGCAUACACCGGAGGUGGAUAGCGCUGAGUUAAUCGGAGACGCAUACAAACGACCCAGCGAGCGUCUAAACGAUGUGCUAGUGCGUCCUAAACCCAAGGCAGUGGCCAAGCCUCCUGGAAAGAGUACCGGUACUAAGCGAAGUGAAAAGGGACAGACAUGUUUUAAGUUUGGUGAAAAGAAACAGGUGCAUGGAGGAGGUAACCCUCAGACCCCGAGGCAGGUUGUCGAUGGUGAAAUGGGUGCAGCGUGUAGCUCUGGCGACAGACAGGCGGGCCCGAAAACGGUGGAGGACAAGACAGCCCCAACCAUCGAAUCCGCGGAUAAGGACAACCCCGCGCACGCGACCAAUCAAAAGGCGCCGAAUGACAACGACGCGUGGUCAUUGGACGUUACUGAUUUCCCGCGGCUGGCUGGGCGGAGUGGAGUGCUGGUGCCGUCACCGCCCACAAUCAUGUUUGUGGGCAACACGCAUAGAUCUACUGGAGAUGCCCGAUUACCACACGCGUGGUGCGUGUUUGUCACUGAUAGACCGGAUGCGAUAGGCGAGUGCGCGAGUGUGGCGUCCGUUCAGGUGCAAUUGCACCCCACAUUCAAGCCCAGUGUCAUCACACUGGAUCAGCACCGCAAGGUCUCCCGAGAACGCCGGUCUUUUAUGCCGUUUGUGGUGCAAUUUACUAUCAUAUUCCACCCCAGCGUGCACCUGAAACAUCAGGUAAACAGCUCAGAUGGACAGUUAUGGCCUCCUUCUCUUUCAUAGAAUAUAUAUGCACACACACUCACAC